AUGCCUCCCACAGGCGGAGAUUUCACGGACAUCGCUCCCCCAGACCUAACACCCAACACGCGCUCCGAAGCCGAAGAAGCCCUGCGCCGAAACAGCCUCGCCCAAACCGAUUCCGCAGCCCCAACGAGCUCCGCGCAUGGCAGCAACGAAGCGCAGCAAGCAUACCAUCAACCUCACGGCAUGCGGCGGACGAACUCAGCCUACGCCACAGCGCUGGAGCAGUUGUCGCAGAAGCAGCAGGCUGAGGAAAUGGAUUCGAUAACCACGGGCAGCGGCGCCACUGUACCACUCCCAGCGCCAGGAGAGGGCGUCGUACCGCUCAGAACGGGCGUAGGAGCAGGACAGGCGGAGGUGGUGGAGAAGGCGAGGCCCAGAGGGCUGAGUCUGGGUAUGCUGGGCAGGAUUCCCUCUUGGAACGAGCAGGAUAAGAAGCAUCUUGUCUGCGGGGCCAUUGGGCUGAUGGAGGCGCCGGCCAAGGGUGAUAAGGGGUAUGAUAGUGGGGCGGACGAGAAGGGUGUUGGUGGUGUGUGA
This is a messenger RNA of Westerdykella ornata, 531 nucleotides long. RefSeq lists its product as uncharacterized. The transcript has a single exon. Lineage: Eukaryota; Fungi; Ascomycota; Dothideomycetes; Pleosporales; Sporormiaceae. Bases 1 to 531 code for a protein of 176 amino acids. The record is from RefSeq and is a predicted model, not a curated record.